Cylas formicarius (sweet potato weevil) is the source of this 916-nucleotide messenger RNA. RefSeq lists its product as uncharacterized. The record is from RefSeq and is a predicted model, not a curated record. The coding region runs from base 1 to 915 and encodes 304 amino acids. NCBI's taxonomy places the organism in Eukaryota, Metazoa, Arthropoda, Insecta, Coleoptera, Brentidae. The transcript has 5 exons.
AUGGAACCUAGAAGAAAAUUUGUAGCUUGCGAUAUAUGCAAACGUUCUUAUGACGAGUCGGUGUUGUUGCAAAAUAGUGACAACAAUUUCUACUGCAAGGAUUGUUUUAAACAAAAGCUCUGUUCAAGUAGAAAAUUGUGUGACUCCGACGAUAUAAAAAAAAGCAAAGAUGUGGAAAAGUCUAAACGCGAACCUUCAAAAUCGAGGAAAUUAAUUCCCAACCCAGAUAUAUAUAUUCAAAAUGUCAAUGCUGCCACGGAAUUACAUAGAAAUCAUAGUUUGACUAGUGUAAUGUCGCUUUCGAAGAAGCCUCUUCAAUGUCCUAAAGACGAAUGCAACAAGUACAUAUCCAUCGGAACGUUGGAGUUUCAUUUCAAAACGGAGCACAAGGAUGUGCCCGUUAUUUGCCCGAAUCUAGACGCGAGAUGCGCAUCGAAAUUUUAUCUCAGGGACAUCAGAUAUUGUGUCGUUCAAUGCAUAGCUCUGUUAAAAAUUGAGGAUUUUAAGCCCGACACAAGUGGAAUUUCGUAUAACUCAGCGCAGGAUCCUAAGCCAUUAAUGAUCCUGAUGUGUACUAGGAUCGCGGUUGUUCAUACAGAAGAAGGAAACGAGGUGGAAAGAGAUAGAGAAUGUCGAAUGACUCCGGAGCAAGAAUGUUUCGGAGAUGGGGAUAGAAUAAUUGUUUGGGUCGCUUCGAAUGUUGCAACAAAUCUGAGUUAUACGGUGGCUGUUUCUACUAUUGAUAGGGAAAUACGCCAGAAAUAUUUUGGUCCAGUAUUAACAUUGAAUGAGAAUCCAAAAAAUCUUUGCCGUGACGGAAAGUGCCUGAUUUUGACGCACAUUCACUGUAGAGGUAUGUCAGAAAAUGGCGCCCAACCUCUUGCUUUAGACGUCGUUAUACAUGGACCUGACUAAA